AGUGCGUAAACUCUACCAAGUGAAAAAACUUAGUAUAGUAUAUAAACAAUUCGAGGUCUAAUAAUGGCUGAAAAAAACGAUGGUACGCCUCUGUCAAGAUCUGGCCCAAAUCCUGUCCUACAGUUCAGCUCAGCAGCUGGAACUCCGGAGACCAAGCGUAAAAUGAUGCUCUACAGGCAGCUGCUGAAACAGGAGUUGAGCAGGGAUAAUAUAAGACCUCGAAGAAAUGCAACUGUCAGAUAUCGGAGGCGACAACAACAACAACAGCAGCAACAACAACAUGAUAGUAUGCAGACAUAUUCAUAAGGCGGUUUCCGAUGUUUGUUUAAGCACUUGGUGGUUUAUUUGCGCUAAAAUCAAAGUACAUUUAUACUAUUUGUAAAUUUGGUUUAAAAACAAUUUUUUAUUAAAUGUGUGUAAUAAUUGUUAAA
Messenger RNA from Drosophila innubila, 431 nucleotides. RefSeq lists its product as uncharacterized. Lineage: Eukaryota; Metazoa; Arthropoda; Insecta; Diptera; Drosophilidae. The transcript has 2 exons. The coding region runs from base 64 to 306 and encodes 80 amino acids. The record is from RefSeq and is a predicted model, not a curated record. Gene Ontology annotation, molecular function: protein-folding chaperone binding.